Messenger RNA from Argiope bruennichi, 1597 nucleotides. RefSeq names its product XK-related protein 6-like. Gene Ontology annotation, cellular component: plasma membrane. The transcript is spliced from 4 exons. Gene Ontology annotation, biological process: phosphatidylserine exposure on apoptotic cell surface; engulfment of apoptotic cell; apoptotic process involved in development. The record is from RefSeq and is a predicted model, not a curated record. The coding region runs from base 99 to 1472 and encodes 457 amino acids. Lineage: Eukaryota; Metazoa; Arthropoda; Arachnida; Araneae; Araneidae.
GCUGUGGCGAGCAGGGCAACUCCAGGGAUUCCCAGAGCUCCAGGAUGGCGGAUGCGUCGGCGUACCUGUGAGAAGAGAGCAAAAAGACACGCAAGGUCAUGAUAAACGAAGUUGAGCUCUUGGAGGAGCUUCCUUACUACCGGACUCUUCAGAAGCCACCCCACCAUCAGUCUCAGCAGCAUCAUGGCCCUCCUCUGUCCUCGGCGCCUCACUAUCCCACAGCCCCGAGAGGCCUGCGGAUGGACCCAAGCUACGACGAAACAGCCAUCGCCAUCAUAGCUCCGGACAUUCGAGUGCCCCAGAACAAUAACCCUCUGUCCAUUUCAAGCCUCGAACACUGUGAGCAAUAUUCACCCCUCGGAUGCCUGGACAUCCUCAUGUCUAUCAUGUGCUAUGCUGGAGAUCUGGGCUCGGAUCUAGUCGUAUGUUACGUCCUCUUCGCAGAAAAACGCAUCCUAUGGGCAGUCCUGACGGCCACUUUCGUCCUCUUGUCCUCGGUGGUGGUCAAUGUUCUCAGCAUCCACUGGUACAUCAGGAAUCAGAGAAGCUCCGCCUCCGUUUACACUUCGGUCAGCAAAUUGACAUGGGUCAUCCGUUCACUUUUCCACAUUUUUUUCAUGGGAUUGAUAUACAGGUAUCUCUACUUGCUGUUCAAGUGCCUGUGCAAAGAUCAUCUAGAAGACCGCGAUCACCGGAGCGUGAUGGAGGCUCGCAAGAGGAAGAACGCGAUACUCCAGAUGACCAUCAAAGAAGACAAGCAGACCGCCACCCUCUGCCUGUUACACAGUUUUUUAGAAUCAGCACCCCAGCUAAUCCUACAGCUCUACACGCUGGCCCAGAGGACAGACAGAGAUAGCCAAGUCAUAGUUUUUAUACAAGGAGCGUGCGCAGCCUCAUCUCUCUUCCAACUCGCCUGGUCCAUCACCUCUUACAACAGCACCCUCCACCGCACCAUGCUGGGCAAGAAGAAGGCGAACAGUGUGGGCAAGGCGCUGCAGUUCCUGUGGCAUUUCUGCACUAUCGGUUCGCGCGCCUGCACUUUGGCCCUCUUCACCAAGGAAUACCACUUCUGGCUCUUCCCCUUCUGCAUCGGACAUUGGGGCGUCAUGACCAUCUGGGUCAUGCAUCAGCAGACCCGUUUCUGCCGCAAGAACGGGGACCUACACCAGUGCAAAGAGUAUAUGUGCAACAUGGUCGUAGGAGUCGCCUAUGUGAUAUAUUACCUAAACGUCAAGGCAGAGCCCACCCGAUACAAGUACUCGGCGUACUACGCCAUAGUCUUUGCUGAAAACUGUGCCCUUAUGACACUCUGGUUUUUAAGAAAUGACCCUGGCGUCUGGUAUCACAUACCGGCCCUCGUAGCAGUAUUUUCUAGUUUUGCAAGUGGAAUCGUUUUUAUGUUAUUUUAUUACGGGUUCUGUCACCGAACGUUGAAGCAAACCAAUGAGAAACGUGCAGCCCACUGUUGUUGAAGUUUGCAGCUAAUACUUGUUCUUUUUUUAUACUCUGAAAGCGCACGAGUUGAAGAGAGCGCUUUGAAGUUGUAAUCUUCUUAGUUUGUUAAAUAAAUUUUCAUAAUUAGUGAAAAUUAGAAAUA